UCUUUGAAAUAUUGUCCUUUUCUUAUGGAAAAAUUGUCCUCAAGAAUUAGAAGAUCCUAAAAUAUAGCUUUAAAGGGAGUCGUUACUCAUGCUCGUUUGUAACACCUCCAAUAACGACUAGGAGUGAAUACCCUUAAAAAAGUACUAUAGCGAAUUAUACAAUGAAAAACUCAAAUCAGUAUUCUGGCACGAUGUUCUAUCUCAAACAAAAUGUCCUUGCACAUAAAUUUGUAGCGCAACUACAAUCCCAAGUGUUGUCCUGGUUCCCAUCUCAGUUCUCCUUGGUCUAAUCUGCUGUUUUUCGUACCUUGACUCCUUCCAUGUCACGUACUCCGCUCACAGGAUUCAUUAUCUUUAUGUUUUUCCAUUUCCCACAAUGCAGAACAAAUACAAAAAAAUCCAUAAUGGUGUUUACGUUAUACAUUUUUGUAUUUUCAAAGUGUGUGUGUGUGUGUGUGUGCUAAUCUGUCUUGCCUUGGCUCGGUACUUAGCAAUUAUUGGUGUUUGUACACGUUUUUUCGUACUGCAAUUUAAAAUGUCUAUUUUUUGUAUUGCAGUGUUUUUAUUUUAACUUCCUUCCCAUUUUCUUUUUAUGUUUUUUGUUGUUGUUUUAUUUGUCCAUUAUAUUUCUCUAUAGCUGCAGACUCAUUGUUUAAUAAUGUAAAAAGUUAAAAAGAAACAUGGGAAGUUAUACUGGCGCACUUGCCUUGUGCUGGUGACGUAGUAACCCACAGCUGUGCUUGAGUUAUUUGACGUUUCAGCACCAGCGCUUACGGACAGCGACUUUGGCGAUCGGUCACCCUGGCAGUGCGUAAGCAGCAAGAAACAUUUUUAAAGCCAUCAUAAAUUCUGAACAUUACAUUUUGAGUAUCAAACCUUCUGUUUUGGCAUUAAGUGUGCUUUUUUUCCCCUCACUCAUCGGGUGAAAAUCGUUCCUGUAAAUACACGUUAAUCAUAUGUAAGCAUAUAUAUGCUUACCUUAAAAUAUUAUAUUAAGUAUUCUACUAAACAGGAUACACAUUAGAUAUAUUGAUUACUCUGUAUAGAUAAUAUGUGAACAUGUAGGUGGCAGUUUAUUUAAUACUCGGUGACAUUUUUUUUUCUUUUUACAUCCCUAUGGUGGGAGUGUUCCACGGUUUUUGUGUGUGGGUCCCAAUGGGAGUGUGGGACACCUUUUAUCACGUAAAUUGAAAAACAUCAAGAUUAUCUCUGCCUGUGCCUUUAAGAAGCACCUUCAUUUUUACUGGACAAUUCAGAGUUGCAGCGUGAACCAAUGAAAUCGAGGGACCGUACAAAGAGAUCUAGUCCAUCCCCCAUUCUACAGCACCGUAACCCUUCAGAGGCUUAGAUUCGAGAAAGACUGAGCUCAAUGUAUAGUCAUCGGCAAUAUGUUCAUUGAAAAAACAAGAUGCGAAAACGUUUUGUCAGGUGAUUUCCCCAAAAUCAAAAUAUACAUGGUAAUCGGUUUAAUCACGUGUUCAAUUUUAUAUCGAAGUGCUACGCUAUGGAAAAUACUUUGAGUUCAGCGGAAAAAUGAUUAAUCGGAGGAAGAAUCACCUUUUGGGAUGGCAGGCGUUGCGGUUAUUGUCUUUUUUACCUUUUUGGAAUAUAAUAAACGGACAGAUUCGCUACACGAUUCCCGAGGAAAUGACAGAGGGUUCGGUGGUUGGAAAUUUAGCGAAGGACCUGGCAUUAGGGGUUGCGGAGAUUGCUGAACGUAAGCUGCGGAUCGCUUCUGAGCCUGGUAAGCAGUAUUUUAGCGUGGACUUGGAAAAGGCAGAGCUGGCGGUGAGUGGCAAAAUCGACAGAGAGAGUCUGUGUGGACAAAGCGCUGGCUGUGUUUUACCUGUGCAACUCGUUAUUGAAAAUCCACUGCAGCUGUAUCGCGUCGAGGUUGAAAUACAAGAUAUAAAUGACAACUCUCCGGUAUUUCUCACAAAAGAGCACAUACUAGAAAUAGCCGAAUCUGUUACACCCGGAACACGUUUCCCACUGGAAAGCGCAGAGGAUGCUGAUGUCGGCAGCAAUAGCUUACGUUCAUAUGUAAUUAACACCAACGAGUGUUUCAGUUUAAAUAUCAAGAGUCUUGAAAAUGGCAGAAAAACACCAGAACUGAUCUUGGACAAAACCUUGGAUAGAGAAAAACAGUCAGUCCAUAAACUGGUGUUAACGGCAGUGGACGGAGGUAAUCCUGCCAAAUCCGGGACCACACUGAUUCAUGUUGUUGUUCAGGAUACAAACGACAACGCACCAAAAUUUGACAGAACAUUGUAUAAGACUUCCAUCAGUGAAAACGUCGGGAAAGGGACAACUGUGCUCGCGCUUAAAGCUACGGAUCUCGAUGAAGGUCCAAAUGCAGAAAUACAGUACUACUUCGGCAGUCACACACCAGAUAUUAUACUGAAAACAUUUCGUGUCAAUCCCAAUACGGGAGAUAUUAUUGUAAUUGGACAGCUCGAUUUUGAGGAGAUGAAAUCCUACACCUUUGAUGUCCGUGCUAAAGAUAAGGGGAAUCCAAGCUUGGAAGGACACUCGUCGGUUCAGGUGGACAUACUAGACGAGAAUGAUAACUCUCCAGAAGUCAUUCUCACGUCAUUGCCUAAUCCCGUCCAGGAAAAUGCGCCAGUUGGAACUGUGAUUGCUUUGAUCAAUGUAAAAGAUUUGGAUUCAGGGGAAAACGGGAAAGUGGAACUGAAAAUACCUCCGAACUCUCCAUUUAAACUAAAAUCGUCUUUUGAAAACCACUACUCUUUAGUAACUGACUCAAGGCUCGACCGUGAAAUUAGUCCGGAAUAUAAUAUAGUAAUAAUUGCUUCCGACUUGGGUUCCCCACGCCUACAAAUGAAGAAGAUUGUUAAUGUCAAAGUAUUAGAUGUCAAUGACAACCCUCCGGUCUUUUCUCAACCCUCCUAUAACGUAUAUGUCACCGAAAAUAAUCUUGUAGGUUUAUCUCUGUAUUCUGUUUCUGCUUCGGAUAUUGAUGCAGAUGUGAAUUCUCUACUAUCCUAUUCGAUCCUAGAUUCGACUUUAGAAAGUAUUCCAGUUUCGUCCUAUUUUUAUAUUAACUCCGAAAACGGCACUAUAUACAGUCUAAACUCGUUCGAUUAUGAAAAGAAUAAGGUUUUUCACGUUGUGGUGCAAGCGAAAGACCAAGAAGCUGCCCCGAUCAGCUAA
This is a messenger RNA of Brienomyrus brachyistius, 3174 nucleotides long. Its product is annotated as protocadherin gamma-C5-like. The coding region runs from base 1534 to 3174 and encodes 546 amino acids. Gene Ontology annotation, cellular component: plasma membrane. Gene Ontology annotation, molecular function: calcium ion binding. Gene Ontology annotation, biological process: homophilic cell-cell adhesion. The transcript is spliced from 2 exons. Lineage: Eukaryota; Metazoa; Chordata; Actinopteri; Osteoglossiformes; Mormyridae. The record is from RefSeq and is a predicted model, not a curated record.